AUGAAAAAAGGCGGUAAGUCUAUAUUUUCAAUCAAGUUCCGUUUAAAUAAUAAUGUAAAUCAUGAAUGUUUGGCGGCAAAAAAUGAAUGCUGGCCGGAAGAAAACUAAUUUAAAAUUCAUUGAGAGAACAGCUAAAUAGUCUCAUUUGUUGUUCGAAAAGUCAAAUCAAAACGUUCUCGAGAAAAUUAGUGAUUUAUGGUAGAAAAUUGUAAAUAGGGUCCUAUAUAAAAUCUCUCCGAAACCCCUCUAAAAUAGUGCCAUCUGCUAAUUUCUUUUUUCCAAUCUCUCCGUCUCUUUUCUCUCACUCUUCCCCCUCUAAUUUACAUAUGCAAACCAUUAGACAACACAAAAACACCGUGCGCACGCGUUGUUUUUUGACAUUUCGAAUUUUUUUGUUUAAUUAAUUAAAAUCCCUUCCGGUUCCUGUUUAAAAAUGUUGAUAAAUUUUUUUGUGACAAACGAACUUCUUUUAUCUCAACAACUCAUCUUGAGACUAAAUACUUACAUAAGAGAUUUUUUGGUAAAUAAUAGCAGUCAAAAUCGAUUUUUUGUUGUGUUGUGUUGCCUCUUUUUUUUUAUUUUUGGGUUCGAAACACCUGCUGCCAUUACUCGAAAUCGCAUAAAAUUAUUCACAAAUUUCGCAUAAUUUUAUGUGAUUUUUCUUCGGGUUUUCUAACUAAAAAAAGGUGUGGUUGUAUAGUUUCGUUUUCUAAUAGAAACUUUUUCUUUGAAGAAAAAAAGUGAAAAGUUUUACUUUUCUUGAUGGGGAGGUAGGAUUAUUUCGAGAAAAUUGUACUUUUUGAAUCAUAUAUUUUUUCGUGUCAGAAAAACAUUAUUUCGGCUAGAAUUUCUAUGCGAAGUUGCCGCGUCUAGAAAUUUAAAUAGUCAAGGAUCAGAGCCUAGAGAGCCCAUUUCUCAAGUAGCCGCGCCUUGAUCUGAUUUUAUCUUCAAACAAAAAUUGACUGAUGAAAUCUGAAAGGAUUUUCAGAAGGGUGUGGUUCAAAAAUUCUGGAAUAAUUUUUUCACAAAGUUUUCACCCUCUCCCAAAAUAAGUUUUUUGACCUCGAUCUUUUUUUACAACUCUUCAUGUCAAUAUACUUUUUUUUAUGUCUUUUCAUCCCAUUUUUUUCAAAAAAUUUUCCUCCAAACAUUUUUUUUUUGUUUACAUUUCUUAUCUUUUAUAAAGAAGUGCAUACACUUUUUUGUUGUUUUUUUUUUUCAAAUUUCAAAAAACAUAGAGUUUUUAUUUUUCAGCUCAUGAAAUGCUCCGAUCUGAUUCCAAAUUUCUGAAAUUGAAACAAGAAAAGUGGGCAAGAGAGCGUGGUGAGUUGAGAUAAAUUAGAGAACAGAAAUUAGUACCUUUUUGAGUCAAGGUUAAUUGUUUUUUUCUGUUGUUUUUAUCAGCUGAUAGGAUCUUUUUGUACUAAAAAAAAAGAUUGUUUGAUAAAAAAGUACUGUGGAAUCUGAAUGAAAACUUUAGAAAUAAAAAAAAUUUGAAUAAUUUGGAAACAGAAAAAAACGUGACCUUUAAAUUUCGGAAAAUUUUCAAUGUUUCAAAAAAAAUUUGAACCACUCAGAGAUUCGCUGGCCAGCUCGCCACCAGAUCGCUGCGGCCACCUGGAAACCGCAUGGCCGCCAGGUCGCCUUGAGUUUUCCGGCGACGUGGCCUGUGUGUUUGAAAUCCUGGAAAGCUGGCGGAACGGUGGUUUGUACUCAAAACACUGCAUUUUCUACUGUUUUUUUCACUUCCUAAGCUUUCAAGUGCUGCGAAAAAACAGAAAAUGAGCCAAAUUUUUCGAAAAAGCCUCAAUUCACAAGUUUUCCAGACAUUUUCAUGAAAAUUAAUUUUGACGUGGCGAAGUGGCCACCACAUGGUAGCCAUGUGGCCGUGACCUAACCAGAGCCUGGCCACCUUGCCAGCAAAAAAAAACCAGGCGACAUGGUUUCCAUGUGGUUCCCAGGUCAGCCAGCCUCCCCACCUGGUGGCGAGCUGGCCAGCGAAUCUCUGAGCAUUUCUGAUUUUUUUGAAACUGUGAUUUUCGCUGAAAAAAUGUGAGUUUUGACGCUAAACCUACAGUAAUCUAAACUAAUUUUAAAGGUGAAAAUUUCUGGAGUUCUUUUAAAAAGUGAAAAUAUACUUCAGGCUUUUUUUAUCAGACUCAAAAAAUACAGUAAUCUCUAAAAGGUAUUGUCUGAAAAGAUCGUAUUUUCUCAAAAAAAUUAUAUAAUUUAAAUAAAAGCUCAAAACUACUCUAUCAUUUUUUUUAGCGGAGCAAGAAAAUACCACCGAAUGGUUCCCAUUUGGUUCGAAUCUUCGUCCUGGAGGCGGUUCUCCACUCCGUAAAUUUCACGCUAAAGAAUCCCCGAAUUUGGUGCCAAAAAGUCAACAAUAUUCGGACCCCGAAACUGAAACUGAUAACACACAAAAUCACGAGGAAGAAGCGGAGAUUUUGGAAAAUGAGGUAAUUUUCGAUUUUUUUUCUCUUUGCCCUCGAGGGGUCGCGAUUGUUGCGAUAAGAAAAUUUGAUAAUUUUUUCGACAAAAAUUGCAAUUUUCGGGGUAGAGCAGUUUUUCUUCUGAUGAACAUGUGUCUGACAGAUGUCUGUUCACUUUUUUCGAUUCGAGAACACAUUUCUAUAUAGUUUUUUUUAGAAAUAAUUUUACAUAAAUGUGUCUUCUUGAUAAAAACUAUAGUUUUUAUUAUUAAAAACUUCCGGUGUUUUUUAUUGCUCAUCGUUCUAUUUGUUCAUUCUCAAACGGAAAAUUGUAUAGAAUUUUUGAAUUUCGAAAAAUUUUCGAUGUUUUGGCGCGAAAUUUUGAAUGGUUUUAUUUAGAAGAAUGGAUGUUAGAUUUUUUUUAAAUCAAUUUUUGAAACAGAGAAAUUUUUGACAAAAUUGAUUAUAAAAAUUGUGGAGAAAAAUCUUCCAAAAAAAAUGUAUUUUUUGAAUUUUUCUAAGUCGCUUUUCCAAACUUCAAAAAAGUGUAUUGAAAAAUUUUUCGUCAAAAAUAAUUCAAACCUCUGCUUUUUUCUACAUUUCCAAUUUUUGUCUACAGUAAUCUUAUUAAUAGAGCGAACUUACUCGAAUUAUAUAAUAAUCCAAUAAGUUUUCGCUUUUCAAUUUCCCACACACAUCAUUUCUUCUUCUUCCUCUUCUUUUUUCAAUUGAACCUAAUCGCAUUUUGAUUUUUCGGAGAGAAAGAGAAGAACUGAAAAUUAAUCGGAUUAUUAAAAGUUUUCUGACUCCUAUUCAUUUUCUCGCCUACCACACACACAUACAAAAUUUUUAUCGAUUUUAUUCCUCUAAAAAUGAUAAAUCACAUGGAGUUGUUGUUUUUAUUUGUAUAAAAUCUUAUAUAGUUUUUUUUGUUGAAAUGCAAAAUAAAAAAUACUUUUUUUUCCAGAAAAUGACACUUCCCAACGAAGAACAUACUCAUCAUCCGCAAAUGGCACCAUUUUUGAUACCCGCCUAUUUUCCGCCUAAUUUUGAAUUCGGAGCACAGAGUUUUAUGAUGCCACCACAAUUUCACGCGGUUCCUUCACAUGCAAUCCCAGUUAGCACAAUUGUGAGUUUGUAUUUUACAAGAAAUUUUUUGAAACAUUUAAAAUUUUUUUUUGAAACAUUAAGAAAACUUUUUUUACAUUUGAUAAAUUUUGGAAAAUGACUAUCAGAAAUCUGAAAAUUCACAGUUUUUAUACUAAAAAUACUUAGAAUCCUCAAAAUAAUUUUUCAGAAUAUUGAUCCAAAUCAAAUUUGUCCGGCCGAACUUCAAUCAAUGUGGGGAAUGCAAGGUCCAAAUGGAAGUAAGUGUUUUGCAGUCUUCUUUAAACUAUGCCCAAUUUUUGCAGUUCGAUACGGUAUUCCUAUUCCCUCGUCAUUUGUUCAUCAAUCAAUGACUUCUUCAAUUUCAUCAAAUGAAUCUGGAAUAAGUGGAUUAACAACAAAAAGAGAUGAAAAUCAAAAUGAGCGAAAAAUGAGCACUGGAGGAUAUUUGCCAACAAAUUAUGAAGAACAAAUUGCUGAAAGAUUACGGUAUGAACAAGAAGAAUUGGAAAAAGAAAAAGAAGAAGAAAAAAUAAGAGAAGAACAAAGAAGAGAAUUGGAAGAAAGAAGGAAUUCAGAAGAAAUGAAAAGAAAGAAUUUGGAAAAUCAAAGGAUUUUAGAAGAAAGAAGAAGAUCAAAACAAUUUGAAGAAGCUAUGGAACAAGCAAAAAAAGAGGCGGAAUUGUUGAAAAAAGCGAAAUUAUUUAAACAUGUGCUGAAAGGAGCUGAAGAAACUGGAGAAUUAGAUGAAAUUGAGAAGAAAUUACUUGGAGUUGAUAUUGAUACGGGGAAAAGAUUGUUGAAAGAAGUAUCUGAAGUUGAGAGACAUAAAAAACAAGAUGAACAGGAAAUUCGGAAAAAUGGACCGGUUAAAGAUGAUAAUCAUGUUGUUAGAAGUCGAUCAAUGUCAAAUGUGAGUUGGAUUGAAAAUUUGGAGGGUUUCGGGAUUUCGUGGGGAAAUUUUCAUUCGUUUUUUUUUAUCUAAAAAAUAUUCUGAGAUCUUCGAAAUCCUGGAUUCUGCAUUUUUUCCAACAAAACUUGGUUUUUUUUUAAAUUCCUGGAACAUAUUUCAAUAUUAUUUUUGAGAAUCCUGGUAGAUAAAAAUUUUCCCUGAAAAUUCCCAGCUUCUUUUUUUGCUUCUUUUUUCACGCUUUCUGUGAUUGUGUUUUUCAAUUUAUUCAGGCUUCAUCAAUUCCAACAUCUCCAUUAUCUCGAAAUGGUUUUGGCCGAAGAUCUGUCAGAACAACAAGUCGAGAAAAACAAGAGGAACGAAAAAGGUUGGUUUUCUAAAAAACAUUAUUUUUGAUGUAGUGUUGAACUUUUUCAAAUUUAUUCAGCUCGCAGAAUUUCAAAACAUUUUUUGUUGUUACGAAAUUCGUAUAUAUUUUUUUAGUUUAUUUUUUAGUGCUCAUGUUGAAAAACAUCCCUUUUUUGCUCUUCGUAUAUUUUUUUUUCAAAAAAAGUGAAUUUUUCCCAUUUGCCUAAUAUAAAAUGCACAUUUUUGAAAAAUUACUUUUUCACUUUCUAGACAUUUUUGGCGGCGAAACCUUUUUGCACCCAAUUUGUCUGCGUUUCUCAAUUUCUUAUGCUCUCUCAUUUCAUCUCGCGCAUUCACCAACCCCAACUAGCAUAAAUUAAGCCUAAGCCAAUGCCGCCGCCAAAAUUUCUUUCCUCCUUAUUUUUUGGAGGGUGUAGUCGUUUUUCGUAUUACUAUUGGAAAUUUUGAAAAAAAUCCAUGUAUUCUUCCAGUAUUUUUGUGCCAAACACAGAAUACACUUGAUUUAAAAUGUAUAAUGAGUGUGUUUUUGCAUAAUCCCGAACCCGCUCCUCGAAAACAAAUAAAAUGUACUUUUAUGUAUUCAUAUGCAUAUGAGAUGAAAUAAAUAAUAGCUCCCAUUUUUAGUAGAGGAGAUAGAAUUUUUGAAUAUUUUUUUAUCCAAAAAUUUUUCAAGAGAUUUUACCCAGAACAUUAUUUUCGAAUUUUCAAAAAUUUGAAAAUUUCAAAUUUUAACCUUUGACGUUUCACAGAAUUCUAUUUAGAUUUAUGUUAGAUAUUUUUAAUUUUUGAAGUAAAAAAAAUGAUUCCUGAGUUUUUAAAACUAAAUUUCUCUUUAAAAAUAUUCCGCACACCGUACUAAAAGUACACUGAACAAUUUCUUCACGAAAAAUAUUUUUCCCAAUUUUUUUUCCAAAAAUAUUCCAUGCUGUACACAUUUUGGACAGUUGUAGUCCAGAUUUGAAAUAUUCUUAUUUUGUGAUGGUGUCACAUGUUUUGGACUUUACCACACCUGGACUAUUGCUGUCCAAAAAUAUUAUUUUUUGUGUGGUAUGACAUUUUGUUUUACAGAAAAUAAAUUAAAACUUAACUUCUAUGAAUUAUUUUGUUUUUAUUUUUUUCUCUAUUUCAUAUUUAAAAAUCCCCCUUUUUCUAGGAUCCAAGACGAAAAUCAUCGACAUCUUCCUCCGCAUCAUCAUCAAUCCACUUCGCCCCUUUCUUCUCCAACAAAAUCCGAUCCGGAAAAUCCAAAUUAUAAUUCUAAUAAUAAUAAUUCAAUGAUGAAAUCAACAGUUUAUUAUCGUCCAACCGCUUUGCCUUCUUCGCUUCAUCAGAAAAAUGAGGAAAUCGGGGAAGACUUGAAAAGUCGCAUGUUUUUGAGAUCUACUUCGAACUUGGUGCGUUUUUUUUGAGAAUCUUAAAAUUUACUCAACUUUCAUUCAAGACGAAAACCAGAACCAAUUUUAGUAAAGUUAAAUAUUUGAUUUUCCCAGAAAUUUAUUCACAAGUGCGUAAAUAAAUAAAAUAUUACAAAAUUUCUUUAUCGAAGAAAAAAAUGAGAAAAUUACCUAAAAACAUUGCUAAACCUUAACUUAAGAAGAUUAAGUGUUUUAGGGUUAUUUUUAUCGAAAAUUGUAUUUUUUCAGACACCAUCAUCAUUUAAUUCACCGGCGAGACGGAAAAAUAGCGAUGAAUUAACGGUGAGUUAGGGACAUUACCUUACAAGGAAAGGUUUUCAAUGUUCCCCCAAGGAAAAAAUCGAAAGUAUGUGUAAUGUUGAGGGUUCCCAUGGGUAAGAAAACCCCUAACGGGAAUAAGGAGAAAAAUGCCUUGUUUUAGAAAAUUUUGGUGUUAUUGAUUUUUGCGAUGAAAUUUUUUAGAAAAAUCGAAACUUUUUUCAAAAUUGAUGAAAAAUGUCAGUCUAAAAAUCCAUUUGUAGCGCAAACGGCGUACAUUAGUAUUACUUCGACUAAAAUCAGGAAUAAAAUAAUUUUGGUCCCAAAAGUCCACUAAAUCAAAUUUCUAGUUUGAAAAAUUCAUAGAAAAUCAACGUUUUCGUUGUGAAGGAGAAGUUUGUGUGAAUCGAGACUAUGAUUUUCGGAUUCUACGGACCAAAUUACGUCUGUUGACCGUCAUAAAUUUUUCAAGUUCCGUUCAUUUGAAAAUGAAAAAAAUUAUUUUUUGUGUUUUUUGGUGACCAUUUGAUCAGAAAAACCCCGACUGAAAAAACCAAAUUUCAAAAAAUGUCUAAUUUUUUGAUAAAAAGUUUCACAAACACGUAAUCGACCAUUCUGAACAAUUUCCACGACUCAAAAGUUCAUGAAAUAGAUUCAAAAUCGAGUUACAGAUGCUCUAAAAAUCAAAAAAUGGUGUAAAAAUCGACCUAAAAUACAUUUUUUCUCGAGAAUAAGGCAUUUUACUCCUUAUUCCCGUUAGGGUUUUUCUUACCCACGGGAACCCUCAACAUUCCACAUACUCUCGAUUUUUUCCUUGGGGGAACAUUGAAAACCAUUCCUUGUUAGUCGAUGUGAGUUAGGCUAACUUAUGUCAAAAAAAUGAUGUAAUUUGAUAUGUUACUAUUAUUGUUAUUAUUAUUUGUUUUAUACUUUGAGCAAACAAAAAAUCUCAUUUUUUCUCUUUUUCGCCUCUAAAAAUUUUCCGGUUUAGGGCGUUUCUUUUUUUUUCUACAAAAAAUGAGAAAUUCUGGGCCGAUUCGAUGAUAAUAGUAUUAUCAUAAUUUAUUAUAGGGAGGUCGCGGAGCGGCCAAAAAAAUAUCACAAAUUUCUCUGCGUCUCUUUUGACAGCUGGAAGAUUCUUCUUUUUUUAUACUUCAUUUCAUUUCAUUUUUUUUUUCUGUUCUUAGAUACCACCAGAUGUGUGUUGAUACCAGAGAAAAUAAUAAAAAAUGUGUUGCGAAACGAAGAUAGAAAAAAGCACAACACAUUUUUUUAGUUUUAUUAUCGUCCCUUUUUUCCGCCCGAUAACCCCACACUUUAUGACGUUUAGACGCAUUUUUUCGAUAAAAAACUGUGCAAAAAUAAUUAUUUUUGCUUCAGUUUGUUUGAAAUUACUGUUUUCCCGCGUGUGGGUCUCGUGACGAUGGGUUACUGUAGCAAUUGUUUUGUAGUUCUCGGGGAAGAUUUUUCAAAAUUUUUGUUUUUGGGCGGGCUCUAGGGCGUUUCUUCGUUUUGUGGUGUAAUUUUGGGCUUCUGGAGUUGAAAAUCGUCUUUAAGUACUUAAGAAGAACUUCUGGCUUCUGGUUAAAAGUGGUUCUUUCGCAAUUUUCUCCAGUUAAACUCGAUUUUUACCUGAUUGGACAAUUUUUGAUUUUGAACCUGUACAUGAGUUGUCAACUGUCAAAAUCAUAAUUUUCGUCUCAAUUAAUGUUUUAGUGAUUGCUUCUGAUAAAAAUAAGUUUUUUCAGCGUCAAUUAAUGUUAUCUUUACCGAGAAAUACAAAAUAUUUAUUUUUCACACACGUUCAUUCAAUUUUCUUCGAGGCAAAGAUCGUUGCUCAAAAAUCACAGUUUUAUUCUUUUCUCGAAAAACUAUUGAUUUUCUACAGAAUUUAUGUUCUUGAUAUUUUUCUUCCCGCAAAAAACCAUAAAUUCAUAUUUCCUUUGGGCGUUUCUCUAAUUUUCUAGUAUCUAGUACUAAUCUUGUAAUAAAUACGUUUUUUUUCUAAAUGACAGCUGUUCCGUUUUUCUUUGACGGCGUUUUUUUCGACGAAUUUCCAGUUUAUAUUCCAUCUGGAAAAUGAGAUUUUGGGCGAAAAUGGGAAUUUUUUGGUAUGAAACCUGCCCACAAACAGGAAUGAUUCAUCAUUUUCGUCCCUUUUGUGUGUGUGUUUUUUCUAUCAUUUUUCCCAAAGAAAACUUGUUUUUCUCUACUUUUUUUCACACUACUCUUUUUUCUUUACUUUACUAUUUAUUUAUUAUCAUCCGAUAAUCAUUUUUAUUUGCAGCAAAGUGCGUUGUUUGGUCAAAUUCCAACACGUUUGAGUACUCGAAGAAGCAUGCGCGCUCCAAUGCAAAUUCAAUCACCAAAAGCUGGUUUCAGCAGAAAUGCGUUCAAUAAUGGAGAAAGAUCGACAGAUGAAGAAGGUGGAAGUAUUUCACCGGAAUUUGAGAUAAAUCACAAUGAUUCGAGAUUGACCAGUGAGAAUACACAUCCAAGUCCAGAUUGUGAAAUUAAGGAGUUCAAGGUGAGAUAUUUUUGGAAGGGAUAAUUCAAACUUUUUAUGAGAUCUAAAAAAUUUCGAAGAUAUAAUUUUUUUCAAAGCCACCUGGUAGAACAUAUUCGAUAAAACUUUAGUAUUUUCAUCUGUCGUUUCUUUCAAAUUUUUAGAAUUUUCGAAUUUGCUUGUAAAUGGCGUUUGCGAAGAUUGAUGAAUAAUAGCUAACCAUAAAAGCUUCACUGAAAAAUCGUAUAAAAUUCUUUUCCCCUGUAAACUAUCAUAAAUUUUUCGUUAUUCUAACCUUUAUUUUUUCAGUUCCGAACUCGUUCUGCUCUUGGUUCACCUUCAUCAUACCUUAAUGGUGGUUCUUCAUUAAUGAGUUCUCGAUGUGCAUCUCCAGCUGGUGGAAGUAGUCGAUUUCUACAAAAAUUGGAAGAAAAAGGAGCAAUCAAACGAGACGAAGAUUGUCUUUCACCAAGUGCGCGAAGAGUUGCUGAAGAAAAUUUGAGAAGAAGUCCAUCGAUUGCAUCAUUGAGUCAAUCAUUUCAAAAUUUGUCGAAUUUGAGAGGAUCGAUGUUGAAUUUAUCGUCAAAUGGAGAACAUUCACCGAAUUUGAGCAAAUUGAAUAGCAUGGUGAGUGAGGGUUUGGGAACAGAGGUUUUAAAGUUUUCUCAAAAAAUCGGACUAGUAAAUAGGUUUUCUAGUUUCUAGCUUGAGUUCAAAGUUUCCAGAUUUUUUUUGAACAAAGUUUUGAUCAUUGUUUACUUUGAAAACAACAACUGUUGACAACAAAACAAAAUCUAAAAUACAUUUUUUUCAAAACAAUAAAUAAUCUUCAAAUUUUCGCAGAAUUCACCAGCAUGUCAAUCUCUUCGUGUUCGAAUGCAAAAAACAUCAGAUCGUCAAGUAGCAGUUCUCGAUCGCCUCAGUCGACUUCGCGAAUCUCUAAACGCUGGAAAAGCUCUUUCACCAGCCACAAGCCGAGUUGCACCAAUCACAAGAUCGUCGCCUCUCAAAAAUGUGCCAAAAAAUGAUGAAAAAUGA
This is a messenger RNA of Caenorhabditis angaria, 10038 nucleotides long. Lineage: Eukaryota; Metazoa; Nematoda; Chromadorea; Rhabditida; Rhabditidae. The record is from the annotation of a GenBank genome assembly.